Messenger RNA from Aspergillus terreus NIH2624, 2523 nucleotides. Its product is annotated as calpain-like protease PalBory. Gene Ontology annotation, molecular function: calcium-dependent cysteine-type endopeptidase activity. The coding region runs from base 1 to 2523 and encodes 840 amino acids. Gene Ontology annotation, biological process: proteolysis. Lineage: Eukaryota; Fungi; Ascomycota; Eurotiomycetes; Eurotiales; Aspergillaceae. The record is from RefSeq and is a predicted model, not a curated record. The transcript has 4 exons.
AUGUCCCGACCCAGCGCCGCCACGCAAAACACGUUAAUUACCCAGGCUCUGAGAGCGGAACGCAAUGUAUCAUCGGCAACCUCGCAAGCGCAGGCCCUGGAGGCGGCCAUUGACGCUGCCGAACAUUACAUGAAAGCCCUGAGAUUGGCAACCGUCCAAAAAGACAAACAAUCGCUAGAUGCAAAAUGUAAAGAGUGGCUGAAUCGAGCGGAGAGAAUCAAAGAAGCCACAGACUGGCAGUCGGCAGCUCGAGGUCAAGCCAGGGCUUCCCGCUCUCUGGUAUCUACACGCAAGCUCACCACCCGUGAAGAGAUUAUCCUUCUAGAAGGAGCCAAACUACAUGGGUUCAUCUUCCCUCCCUGGACCAGGGCGCCCGAUCCGUCAGAGUUCGUGCAGGGUGAUGCUCCUUUCAUCGACCGUCCAGAACUUCAUCUUUCCAGUCUGCAGAGAAACAUCUUCGAUGGCUGGAAACGCCCCGUUGAACUGCUGUCGACGGAGGUUGGCGAUGGGUCGACAGCCCCCGUCAUGUCUGUUUCGGGGAAGACGGAUCUGGUACAGGACGUCUUAACCGACUGCUCCGUUGUUGCCAGCCUUUGUGCUACCACGUCAAGAUUGGAACGUGGUCUAGAUAAGUAUUUCCUCCCAUUGGUGUAUCCUCGUGGGGAAACCCCCGAGCCCUCACCAUCUGGGAAAUACAUCUUCCGAUUUUACUUCAACGGCUGCUUCCGGAGAGUGGUCAUAGAUGAUCGCUUGCCAUCUUCCAGAACGUCAAGGUCGCUUCACGUGAUCGAUCGCAACAACCCCAAUUUCCUGUGGCCUGCACUUGUGGAGAAAGCGUAUUUGAAACUGCGCGGAGGAUACGACUUCCCUGGGAGCAAUUCUGGCACCGACUUGUGGGUGCUGACUGGCUGGAUCCCGGAACAAGUCUUUCUCCACAGCGACGAUGUGACCGGCUAUCAACUAUGGAAGCGAUUGUACAGAGCAUUUCAUUGUGGAGACGUCCUCCUGACGAUAGGCACUGGGAAGCUAACCGAACAGGAGGAGACCGAGCUCGGACUCGUCAGUGAGCAUGAUUACGCGAUUCUGGACAUGAAGGAAACCAAAGGCCGUCGCCAAAUGCUUGUAAAGAACCCAUGGGCUGGGGCGGAGAACACUCCCGAGGAACCGAGACACACUUCAGAAUCCCCUUACGAUGCACCGUCGUUUUCUCCUGGGACCUUUUGGAUGGACUGCGACAAUAUCCUCCAACACUUCGAAAACCUCUAUUUGAAUUGGAACCCGAAUAUCUUCCAAUAUCGCGAAGAUAUUCACUUCACGUGGGAUCUCUCAGAGGGAAGAGGAGUGGCUGGGUGCUUUGUCAAGAACCCUCAGUUUGCGUUGUCCACUGAAAUAGGAGGGACGGUCUGGUUGCUACUUGGCAAGCAUUUCCGGACCAUGGAGCAUCACUCGAGCACCGAUGCUCAUGGCGAUCCAGCGUUCAUAAGCUUGUAUGCAUUCAAUGCAGGUGGCAAGAAAGUGCCGUUGAGCGAUGGUGCGCUUUAUCGCGGACCCUACGUCGACUCACCCAACACCCUUAUGAGGCUGGAAAUGCCUCCCAAAACGACGUACACGGUGGUGGUUUCCGAACAGUCACUGCCUUCUCUGAGUCAGAACUUCACUUUGUCUGCCUUGUCGACCGCACCAAUUCACCUAUCUCCGGCCCAGAACAGGUUCAUGUGUGUGAGGAAGCUACAUGGCAGCUGGACACCUUCAACCGCGGGCGGAAAUGCAGAGUCCGCCAGGUACCCCCUCAAUCCCCAAUUCAGCCUAGAGAUAUCGGAAAAGACCGACGUAUCUCUCCUGUUGGAAUGCCCCGACACGGAGCUGGCGACCCACGUGAAGUUGUUCUGGUCCAAUGGUAGCCGCAUAUCACGAGUGCGGAGCCGCGACAUCAUCACCGAUAGCGGCGACUAUCGUCGUGGUGGAUCUCUCGCGGAGAAGAGUGGUCUAGACAGAGGGUCUUACACUAUUGUCUGUUCUACAUUUGCCCCUGAUCAACUGGCCCGCUUUACUCUCUGGGUCUCGUCCUCUAUUCCAUGUCAGGUCAAGCCCCUGCCAUCAGAAUCUGCUGGACGAAGGGCGGUACUCUCUGAUAUUGGCGUGCUACCUCCGGGCAAGGACCGGAUGCUGGCCCCCCUGCAGGUUCCAAGGUUGACGCGCAUUAAACUUAUCGCUCGGAGCAGACUGUCCGUGAUCGGCAAUCAUCCUGUUGGGCCUUCCCCGGUGUUGAUGACGGUCGAACUGGGCCAGGGGCCAUACAAAGAAAUAUUGGCCACGUCGGAAGACGGAAACCACAGCGACGCCAUCUCGGGAGUCCGAGUGGAGGACUUUGAUCUACGACCAAAUCUCGAGGAUGAGGGUGGCGUCUGGGUUGUCCUUGAGAGGAUCGGAGGACCUGGAGGACAGGUGGAAGACCACUUUGAGGUGGAAGCGCUGGCGGAGGAGAGGGUGGACAUUGGCGAGUGGAUUGUGGAAGAUGCGUAG